AUGGGGUUAAUCAAUUCUCGCAUAUGCCAUUCUGUACUGAUAUUGAUAUUAUUAGCUUCCCUGUGCAGUUUUUCAGAUUGCUAUGACCCCUUGGAUCCAAAUGGUAAUGUGACAGUUACCUUCGACAUUCUCCAAUGGACAGUAGAUGGCUAUGUGGCACGGGUAACCAUCCAAAACUAUUAUCAAUACCGUCACGUUGAUAAACCUGGUUGGCAACUAGGAUGGACAUGGACCAAAAAUGAGGUCAUCUGGUCAAUGAACGGUGCUUUUGCCACCCAACAAGGGGAUUGCUCAACCUUCACGUCCCAAAUACCACACUCCUGCAAGAUAGACCCCGUUAUAGUUGAUCUCUUGCCAGAUGCUGCAAACGAAAACAAAUCGAGUGACUCUUGCCACGGUGGGCUUCUUUCUGCUUGGGCUAUCAAUCCUUUACAAUCAUUCUCAUCAUUUGAAAUCACGGUUGGCCACUUAGAAGGGAAUACUACCGGGUACAUACCUUUAAAUCUUACUUUAAUGGCACCAGGACCCGGUUACACUUGUGGCCAACUGGAAGACACUGAUCCCACAGUUUCUUCGGUUAUUGGGGGUAGAAGACAAGAACAGGUGUUCAGGACAUGGAAAUCAUCAUGCACAUACUCUAGUUACUUGGCUAACAAAGCACCAGUUUGUUGUGUUUCCUACUCAACAUUCUACAAUCCUAUCAUCACAUCAUGCCCUCAGUGCAUCUGUUGCAGAUCAUCAAAUCCGAAUCCAAUGUCAUGCAUUGGUAAAGGGAAUCCGGUAACGCAGUCAGAUCUUGCGAGUAAACCUGAUAUAGUGCAAUGCACUGAUCAUAUGUGCCCACUUCGUGUCCACUGGCACUUGAAGAACAAUUACAAGGAUCAAUGGAGAGUGAAGUUGACAAUAUCGAAUUACAACUAUGGGAAGAGCUACUCAGACUGGAAUGUGGUAGUUCAGCAUCCUGGUUUUAGCCAGUCCCCAAUAACUUAUAGUUUCAACAGUACAGUGCUUCCCACUGUUGGGAUCACAGAUGAAGUUGCACUCUUCUGGGGACUAGAACACUACAACAGUCAGCUGUUGACUGCGGAUGAAAAGCAACCGGGCUCAGUGACAACAGAGGUACUCCUGGAAAAGGACUCGAAGUCAUUCACCUUGAGAAAUGGAUGGGCCUUUCCAAAAAGAAUUUAUUUCAAUGGUGACAACUGUGAAAUGCCUCUUCCAGACACAUUCCCUAUGUUACCAAAUGGAAGCUUGAGCCAAAAACCUACUCACCACCACUUCAUACUUCUUUUUCUGAUCAUUUUGACUCUCAAAACAUUACUGGUUUGAUUUUAAUUUUGAUUUGCUCUUUACAAUGCUGCCCUCCAAUAUUUUUUUACUUAUAAUUGUAUUGGCUUGAAUUUUUGUAUUUUGAAAUUCCUGUCUUCUCUAAGAUCGGUUGAACAUGCUUGCAUGCAAUCGUGUAUAAAGGCGAAUUUCAAUUGUAAUGAUCAAAUUUCUACUUUCAAUUUGUGUAGUGAUUUUGGGUAUACAAAUA
Molecule: messenger RNA, 1537 nt
Organism: Camellia sinensis
Lineage: Eukaryota; Viridiplantae; Streptophyta; Magnoliopsida; Ericales; Theaceae
Product: COBRA-like protein 3
Biological process (GO): plant-type cell wall cellulose biosynthetic process; cellulose microfibril organization
Cellular component (GO): plasma membrane
Source: RefSeq, a predicted model, not a curated record